AUGUUUUCUCCCGAAGCCGCCGGACAUACCCACUUGCUGCGGUCCAAGAGGACUCGUCAGGCUGCUGGUACCGAAGAUUCUAUCAAACUGCCCCAAGCAAAACGAAAACGAUCAGCACUUCGACGCGACACAUUUGAACCUUUAGCUGAUGCUAGUAUCAACGAGCUUGCUGGGCAAGCAAAGUCGACGGCAAAGCCUAACGGCCACGCCGACACCUCCACAUCGAAACCUGUUGCUCUUCAACCAAAAGAGUUGUCGUACAGAGGACCAAAGAAUGAGAGAAGGGCAGAUCGGGAACGAGCGACGACGACCCUGACCAACAACGAUUUCUACACCGUCUCUGAACUACCGUCGCUCCCUCAGCAGGUUCGUGAGCUCGAUAAACACAACAAAUCCUACACAUGUACCUUCUCCAUCGAACAUGGCUACGCCAUUGUCGUCUCCCACAAUGAAGCCAUCAUUUGGCCGUACCACUCUAGCGCGGCCAUUCCUUCAUCACGAGAUGUCAUUGCCGUUCCCCUGUCGUUUCUGCAGACUUCUGAAUCCGAUCCUCUACCUCUGGCGGCCUUCACUGCCCGCUCCGCGACUGGCGAGCCGGGCCUUCUGGUUGUCUCUGCAAGAUGGGGGACCGUUAUCUAUUGGGAUACUCUCACCAGUGCCUCAACUGUCAUGCCAACGCGGACCUCAGGAGGCGUACAAGGAUCAAUUCCAAGCUUGGGCGGAGAGACCAUUCACGACUUGGUCAGUGCCGAGCCAUCUGGCUUCAUAAUCUCCUUCAGCCACGGCCGGCUGGCUCACAUCUCGCUGCGCGAUCAGCUCGGAAGACCUGCCAUCGGUGUGCAGUUCCUGCGCAAGCCCCCAAGCAGUAGUCUUCUUGGUGGUAUUGGCGGCAGUGUGCGAAAUCUUGUCGGAUGGGACCGCAGGAAGGGCAUACCCAUUGUCAAGGCCGGUGCUGCCACCAAAGGCCAGCGAGACAUCGCUGUCAUGACAGAGAAUGCCGAAUUCGAAGCUUGGGACACGAACUUAGGAGUCGGACACACCUUGACGUUGCAUCAGAACUUUCUGGAGGAUAUCAAAGAUGCCAUGAAACCAUACCUUCCGCCCGAGAAGGCCAUCUCGCAAUACGACGUCAAGGUUCUCGAUUUUGAGUUGGCUCGCCCAAGUCAGGAAAUUGCUCGAGGUGAUGAGCCGUCGACUGUGCCACUGCUUGCGCUGGUCUCACUCUCGGCACCCAGUGGUACGCAGUUCUACAUCGUUGAACUGGUCGUCGGCGCGCAGGAAAACCUCAUCAGAGUCGUUCAUCCUAUCUCGUGCUAUUCUACUAAGCUACCAAAGACGGAAGACUGGCGUCCACGCCUCUUGGUGGUCAAGACGACCGCUUUCGCCAUUUUCGAAACGGUAGUGGUCCUGUUCUCGCUGUCCAAGAUUCAUGAAUCGCCAUCUUCCCAACUGUUGAUGGAACGGCAUGCCUUACCUGCGCCUUUUCAAGAUGCCAUUCGUCUCGACGGAGAAAAGUCAUAUCGAUUCGUUGGCUUCUCUGCCGAAGAAGAGGGCACCGACGCCUCAUGCCUGCUGGCUGUGUCCAAAAAGGGACUCCUCCGAAUUCAAUCACACAAGAAUGAAGCUGAGAUUGACGUUGACGACUAUGCAAGCAAGAUUAGUGCGAGAACUCGUAUCGAGCAAGCUAUCCGCUAUGGCACCGAGAAGGAAAACCCGCUAGAUCUCAAUAGCCCCUCAUCACAUUCCUUCACUCAAGGUGAGGUAGAGGUAGCGGCCUUGGAGAUCAGUGACGACAUCGUCAGAUCUAAGUGGAAGUACCUACCUCCCAGUGGUCCGUCAAUCAGCAAGCAUUUGAGUGAUCGAGCGAAAGCACUCAAUAGCCUAAUCCACCAUGUCAUGAAGUACUAUCGGAACAAACUUUCGGGCGGCGUCCGGGACAAUCUGAUGUGGGACGCGGAAAAGAUCGCGGCGGCUCAGGCAAUCUGGAAAACACAAGAAAUCAUCUGGCGCAGAUACCCUCAAGAGGACCGCGAGAUGCCCCACGUCGAGUUCUCUCUGCGAGCUCUCCACGAAUCGCGACAAGAGUACCCGAGCGAGGAGAAGGGUCAGGUUGACGCUGUAAGGCACUGGAUGCUCAACAGUGUUUACAAGUGUGACAAUCUACUGGUUGAAAUCGUCGACUGUAUCAAUGAGCUGCCAGACUUCGAUAUCACCGACCCUCGCAUCUUUGGCGAGUUCUUGCUUGAAACAGUCGACAUCUGGUGUGCUGCGUACUCGGCAGUCUUCAAGUUUCGCCAGGACAACGCUAGUCAGUACGGUUUUGGCGACAAGGCUAUCAAGGAUGGUCUCUUCCUGGAAAGCUAUCAUCUGGACUCUGGUCGGCCCUGGACUUCCAAUGUCCAACCCAAUCAUUAUGCCUGGCAAUUACUCGACCACGUCUGCAAUUACCUGGGCGAAUGGUAUGACUAUGAGGCUGGAUCCGCCAAGUCAGCAAAGAAGAAGAUGCCGGUCAGUAGUGAUGGCAAGGUACACGACCCUCCACCUCGUACGCUGAUUAAUGAACUGGUCGCAAAGUUGCCCAAGCAGUGCGACAUUUUCAAUCGUGUCACUAGUGAAGAAAUAAUCUGGGCUGCUACUGAAGAAGGAGGCCGGCAUAGCGAUCGUGUGGAGAGACAGGCUGCUAUUGAUGCAAUCCUUGCAGAGACACAACCCAGGCUCUCUGAAGCCGUGCAAAGAAUCUCCGAAUUCAACAUGGAGGGAGCCAUCGACAUUGCAGAACGGCUUGCCGAUCCUCAGCUACUUGUCACGUUGACUUCGGACUACCUGAAGAGAUUAAAUCUGGAAGCUAUGGCUCACCCCGAGACGGCACAGAAGAACAAGAAGAGGAUAGACGACGUCCAAAAACAUGCUGAGACAUAUUACAGCACUUUCGGGAGUCAAUGGGCCUUCGCCAACUUCAGUCGCAAAAUCGAAAAUGGCGAGCUGGGAAGUAUACUCACAGAAGCACAAGACAAUGACGGCGAGAAACAAGAGUAUGUCACCAAAUUUCUUCACCGGGCCACCAAGCAAGGUCAGCAGAUCGGCAAACUUGCUUGGAUCAAUGAUGUUGUCGGUGAGCAGAAUUUCAGCCACGCUGAACGCGUCUUGGUGCGCGUGGCCGAUGAGGAGAUGGAUAUCUACAAUAAGAAGACUGAGCUCUCGCUCGCCAAGUUGGUCAGCCUGGCAGCCGCCGAAGAAAACAACAACGUGCGCAGCAUGCCUGUGCUCGACGGCAUUGUCACAUAUGACAACAAGCUACAGAUCGUUGAUAUUCAGCAGCAGAUCACCGAUCAUGUCAAACUCGUCAAUGGCCAUGCUAUUGAUGCAAAAGCCGCCGAAGAUAUGGCAUUCCAGACCUUCUCCACUCGCAUCGUCGCUAAGUACCCUGGCCUGAAGCGUCUACUGAAGUCUGCGAUUGCUGCACUCCUGGCGGAGCAGCCGCUGUCAGAAGAAGCUCUAGUCGACUUUCUUACACUCGCAGAUCCUGUCAAUUAUGAAGAAGAACCAGACAACGAUCCAGAGGUGUUGGGCCGAGAAUUUGCACUUGCUCUACGUGUGGUUGAUCUAAGCGAUUUACCGAACGUCCACAAAAUUGCUUUGCGUCAAAUCGUCUGGAGGCGCAUUGCCAUCCGCGAUGAUUGGACGAUUCUCAACAACUCGACCGGUAAAGGCGACGCAGAAGUCGCGGAGACUCUUCACCAGACUGCCAUUUUCCAAACACUUAUCUACCUCGGCGCCGAAGUUGCCAAUCUAUUCGGGAGCGCAGGUAUUGCGGCGGUGGCAGCGCGUCUCAAUGAGCAGAUCGUGGCACCGGAUGUGAUUCUGGCGGACAAUGCCUUCCCAAUCGUACUGCAGCGCCGUUUCGAGGGCGUGGAGAAGGACAAGGAGGCAGUGCGGAAGGAUCUGGAGAAGGAGCAGGAGAAGUUGAGGAAGUAUGUAGACACAGCCCAACUCGAGCUACACUUUAGUGGAUUAGUCAAUGAUGCGAGGGAGGAGAUCAGACAGAUGAUUGAUGCUGAGGGGGAGGCUACUGCGGAGGGACUCGAGGGAGAAGGCAAAGACUAG
Molecule: messenger RNA, 4104 nt
Organism: Cyphellophora europaea CBS 101466
Lineage: Eukaryota; Fungi; Ascomycota; Eurotiomycetes; Chaetothyriales; Cyphellophoraceae
Exons: 1
Coding region: 1-4104 (1367 amino acids)
Biological process (GO): protein import into nucleus; transcription-dependent tethering of RNA polymerase II gene DNA at nuclear periphery; poly(A)+ mRNA export from nucleus
Cellular component (GO): nuclear pore outer ring
Molecular function (GO): structural constituent of nuclear pore; protein binding
Source: RefSeq, a predicted model, not a curated record